AUGGCAAGUUAUAUAACGCAAUAUUUUCCCCAUAUAUCUUCACUAUCCUUGUCAUCAACCGAUGAUAUUAAUCAAGAUUCAUAUAAUCCAUUGGAGUACAAUAAGGUAAACUACAUUAUUAUAGUUGAUUCCAGUAAUGAUUUAAAAUCAGAAGAAAACGACCCCACUAAAGAUAUAAUAGCAUAUGCUCAGAAUGAAGUAACGGAAGAUAAUCUAGAUAAAAGAAAAAAUUCAAUUGGUAUAAUUAAAGGGAUUCUAGCUUUUAUUAAGGGAUUCUCGUCACAUAAAGCUCAAGAACAACCAAUGAUUCUUAAAUUACUGAAUGAAUCUAUAGUUGUACUACAAUUGGAAUCAUUGUAUUUGUUGGUUUGUUCGGUCAACACCAAAGACGAUAGAGUUAUAAAGCAACUACAGUUUCUCAUAAAACAACAACAUUGUUUUUUUAAAUUAUCAAAUAAAUCAAUUCAAGAAAAUGAAAUAAAAUUAGGAAAAGAUAUUUCAAAUAAAUUACUUGUUGAAUGGUGGACAAAAUUCAUUAAAUCAUAUAAUUCUCAAGAAUUACUUAUAGAUAUUGGCUGGCCCAAUCAUUUGAAUUAUUUGGGAUUUAUUAGUAUUUAUAUGCCAGGAAUAAAUCAUCGAAAUUCUUCAAUUACUACAUCAAAUAGAUUGAAGGAAGAUAUCAAAAAAACCUUACGUAGCGAAGAUUUGGUUCCAUCCGGAGUAUUAAUCAAUUGUUUUUCUAAAGUUCCUAAAAAGUUGGGAUAUAUAUAUUCACAAGUUUUAGAUGAUAGCAUAGAGAAUGAAUCAAUAAUAGAUGUUUAUAAUUUGAUGGAGUAUGAAUUUAUAUUUAAAGAACAGAAUGAAGAUUUAAAUGCAUCAAAUUUAGAUGAAAUUGAUGAAACUAGUGGACCAUUAAGUAUACUAAAUCCAAUGAAUUUAACGAAUAGUUUAGUAGUGCAACCUUGGAAUUCAGUCUCUGGUAUAAUUCGACGAGAGAGCCAAGAAACUUCCACAGAUGAUAAUCAAACAACAGCAGGUUCUGGAUGGUUAUCUAUGCCGAAUUUUUUCGGUAAAUCAAAUGAUUAUAAACCGGUUAUACAAACACCACAAGAAGAAAUGAAUAACGGUCAAUUCUUAUAUGGAAUUCAAACUGAUCAAACUAUUAAAAGAAAAAUAGUGUAUUUACCUACUAAAAUUGAUGAUAUUAUCAAAAAUGAAGAAUAUCAAUUAAUAACAUUUGUGAAAGAUGAAAUAUACAUAACUUUAAUUUAUUCAUCAAGUUUUAUAAAUCAAUUAGAUGAUCCUAUUUUUUAUUCAAAUUUAUUACCAACAUUAAAUUCAAUUUAUGAAGAUAUAGAGCAAGAACUGUUAAAUUCAACAUUAUCAAAAAGUAUAAACUCAAUAAAAACAAUAAAUAUAAGUUCAAAAAUAGAUUCAGAGUUUUUAUAUACAAUUUUUAAUUUAAAAAAUAAAUCAUUCACUUCAUCAUUACCAUUAAUUAUAAAUUCAAAUAAAUCAAAAAAUCAUCAAAUUAUAAUAAAUAUUCAUAAUCAAAUUAUUGAAAUUUUAAAUAAUUUAAAUUUUUUAUCAUCAAUUAAUGAAUUUUAUCAUAAAUUUAAAUCAAAUCAAAAUAAUGAUUGGAUUUUUUAUUUAAUUAAAUAUAAUUUUAAAAUUAUCAUAAUUAUAAAAAAUAAAAAUAGAUAUAAUAAUCAUAAUAAUCAUAAUAAUGAUAAAGAUGAUGCAUCUGUUAUUGAAGAAUCUGUUUUGAAUCAAAUUACUGGAUUUGUUUCUGAUUAUGCGAGUUUAGGAUUUUUAGACAAUUUAGGUAGUGAUGUUAAAUAUUGGUUAGGUCAAGUUAUUGAAACAGAAGAGUGA
Lodderomyces pseudojiufengensis is the source of this 1875-nucleotide messenger RNA. RefSeq lists its product as uncharacterized. Lineage: Eukaryota; Fungi; Ascomycota; Pichiomycetes; Serinales; Debaryomycetaceae. Gene Ontology annotation, biological process: vesicle-mediated transport. The coding region runs from base 1 to 1875 and encodes 624 amino acids. The transcript has a single exon. The record is from RefSeq and is a predicted model, not a curated record.